CGUGCGCCCGAGCCCCGAGCCGUGGCGGCCGCGGGCGGUGGGUGGGCAGGGGAACUCCGGACCUCGGCGCGGGCGGCCGAGCCCGGGGACCGCCGCCCGGGGGAAAGCGGGGAGCUCGGAGCCGCAGGGGGACCGCCCGCGGCGGGGAGGCGAGGACUCGGGUGGGCUUUCCUCACCCGGUACUCUCUUGUCCCAUAACUUGUGUGCUGAAAUCUGAGAAUUCCACCAAGAUAAUAUGAUAGGAACUUCCAGAGAUCUGGAGCCUCAUCCUACUUAGCCUGAUGCCGGCCUUCCAGCUUUCCUGAGAGCUUGGUGCCGAGCACACGCCACUUGCUCCUCGGCACAGGCAAUCAUGCCAUCUCUGCCUCAAGAAAGAGUUAUUCAGGGACCCUCUCCCUUGGAUCUGAAUACAGAAUUGCCUUAUCAAAGCACCAUGAAAAGGAAAAUCAGAAAGAAGAAAAAGAAGGGAACCAUUACUGCCAAUGUUGCUGGGACAAAGUUCGAAAUUGUCCGUUUAGUAAUAGAUGAAAUGGGAUUUAUGAAAACUCCGGAUGAGGAUGAAACAAGUAACCUCAUAUGGUGUGAUUCUGCGGUUCAGCAGGAGAAGAUUGCAGAGCUGCAAAAUUACCAGAGGAUCAACCAUUUUCCAGGAAUGGGAGAGAUCUGUAGGAAGGAUUUCUUAGCAAGAAAUAUGACCAAAAUGAUCAAGUCUCGGCCUCUGGAUUAUACCUUUGUUCCUCGAACAUGGAUCUUCCCUGCAGAAUAUACACAAUUCCAGAACUAUAUGAAAGAACUGAAGAAAAAAAGAAAGCAGAAAACUUUUAUAGUAAAACCAGCUAAUGGUGCAAUGGGUCAUGGGAUUUCUUUAAUAAGAAAUGGUGACAAACUUCCAUCUCAGGAUCACUUGAUUGUUCAAGAAUACAUUGAAAAGCCGUUCCUGAUGGAAGGUUACAAGUUUGAUUUACGAAUUUAUAUUCUGAUAACAUCGUGUGAUCCACUAAAAAUAUUUCUCUACCAUGAUGGGCUUGUGCGAAUGGGAACAGAGAAAUAUAUUCCACCUAAUGAGUCCAAUUUGACCCAGUUAUACAUGCAUCUGACAAACUACUCUGUGAACAAGCACAAUGAGCGUUUUGAAAGGGAUGAAACUGAAAACAAAGGCAGCAAACGUUCCAUCAAAUGGUUUACGGAAUUCCUACAAGCAAAUCAACAUGAUGUUGCUAAAUUUUGGAGUGAUAUUUCAGAGUUGGUGGUAAAGACCCUGAUUGUAGCAGAACCUCACGUCCUACAUGCGUAUCGAAUGUGCAGACCUGGUCAACCUCCAGGAAGUGAAAGUGUCUGCUUCGAAGUCCUGGGAUUUGAUAUUUUAUUGGAUAGAAAACUAAAGCCGUGGCUUCUGGAGAUCAAUCGAGCUCCAAGUUUUGGGACUGAUCAGAAAAUAGACUAUGAUGUAAAAAGGGGAGUGCUGCUAAAUGCACUGAAGCUACUAAACAUCAGAACCAGUGAUAAAAGGAGAAACUUGGCCAAACAAAAAGCUGAGGCUCAAAGGAGACUUUAUGGUCAAAAUUCAAUAAAAAGGCUCCUGCCAGGUUCCUCAGACUGGGAACAGCAGAGACACCAGUUGGAGAGGCGGAAAGAAGAGUUGAAAGAGAGACUUGCUCAAGUACGAAAGCAAAUCUUGAAAGAAGAACACGAAAAUCGACAUAUGGGGAAUUAUAGACGAAUUUAUCCUCCUGAAGAUAAAACACUACUUGAAAAGUAUGAAAAUUUGUUGGCUGUUGCCUUCCAGACCUUCCUUUCAGGAAGAGCAGCUUUAUUCCAGCGAGAGCUGAAUAAUCCUUUGAAAAGGAUGAAGGAGGAAGAUAUUUUGGAUCUUCUGGAGCAAUGUGAAAUUGAUGAUGAAAAGCUGAUGGGCAAAACUGCCAAGCCUCGAGGACCAAAGCCUCUGUCUUCCAUGCCCGAGAGUACAGAGAUGAUGAAGAGACAGAAGUACUGCAGCAGCGAGAGCAGUUACGACAGCAGCAGCAGCUCUUCAGAAUCAGACGGCAGUGGGAAGGAGGAAUACGAAAAUAAGAGAGGAGAAAAGCAAGUUACGUAUGAUCUUAAACAGUCCAGCCACUACAAAUUAAUCCAACAAUCCAGCUCCAUAAGGCGUUCAGUCAGUUGCCCUCGGUCCAUCUCUUCUCAGUCACCUUCCAGUGCGGACAACCGCCCCUUUUCUGCUCAACAAAUGAUAGCAUCCCGGCCAACGUCAGGGUCUCGGUCACAUUCUUUAAACCGUGCUUCCUCCUACAUGAGGCACCUGCCUCAUGGUAGUGAUGCCAGCUCUGCUAACUCUCAGAUGAGUGAGUCUUUGCGGCAACUGAGAACAAAAGAACAAGAAGACCAUCUAACAAGUCAGACCUUAUUUGUUCUCAAGGACAUGAAGAUCCGGUUCCCAGGAAAAUCAGAUGCAGAGUCACUACUUCUGAUAGAAGAUAUCAUUGAUAACUGGAAGUAUCAUAAAACAAAAGUGGCUUCAUAUUGGCUCAUAAAAUUAGACUCUGCAAAACAACGAAAAGUCUUGGACAUAGUAAAAACGAGUGUUCGUACAAUUCUGCCACGCAUCUGGAAGGUGCCCGAUGUUGAGGAAGUUAAUCUGUAUCGGAUUUUCAACCGGGUUUUUAAUCGCUUACUCUGGAGUCAUGGCCAGGGCCUGUGGAACUGUUUCUGUGAUUCAGGAUCCUCUUGGGAGAGUAUUUUCAGUAAAAGCCCGGAGGUGGUGACUCCUUUGCAGCUCCAGUGUUGCCAGCGCCUGGUCGAGCUUUGCAAACAGUGCCUGCUAGUGGUUUACAAAUAUACAACGGACACAAGAGGAUCACUGUCUGGUGUUGGUACCGAUUGGGGUAAUUCCAGACAUAUAGAUUGGACUGGCCUAAUGCUAACCAAAGGUUUUCCAGAGGAAAACAGAUUAUACAGGUAUUUACUACCAGGAAGUACACAAUUCAUCAUGAGAACACCAACCUACAGCUUGAAAUACAGUUCACCUGGAAUGACUCGCUCCAACGUUUUGUUUACGUCCCGAUAUGGCCAUUUGUGAAACGGAAAGGAAGAUCGCCAUGGGUUAUGCAUAACAGCAAUUCAUUUCUUCCCCCAAUUUAAACAUGCAAAGAAAGUGACCAUUAAGUGCUGUUUUAUGUAUAUAUGACAUAUAUAUGUGUGAAAAAAUGUACACACAUGCACUCAAAUAACAUAUAUAUUUAUUAUAAUAUAUGAAAGAAGAAAUAGCAGAAAACUGGAUAUAAGAUUUAACCUUUCUGGAAAUGUAAUAAACCAUGUUAAAAUUGUUUACACAAAUAUGUGAAUGUCUAGAAUUUGCUAGGUUUAUAAUUAAUACCUUCCUACUAGAAAUGUUAUUUUUGCUGCAGAGUAUAUAAACAGAAUUGAUCUUGAAGAUCCCAUUACAGUAUUAAAUAAUUUUUUAGAUGACACGUCUUUUGACUUGAAAAAGCAUUAAUAGUAAGUUACCUUAUUCCUUCUCUUAUAUCUAGUAGCCAUUUAAAUUACAAAAAAAAUUAGAAGCCUGGUGUUGCUUGAUAGGAUUAAGUAUAAAAUGGGUUUAUCAUUACUAUAGCACGUUGUAAAGUGCUAUAAAAACUCCAACUUGAGUCUCCAACAUUUCUAUUCUUCUAUGUGGAAAUUUAGCUACUUGUGAUAAUGUACAUUUUCAAGAAGGAUCUAGUAAGAUCACAUUAUGAUCUAAAAUAGAAGACAAUCCAGUGAGUUAAAAAUGAACAAAACAUAAACUAGCUUUUAUUUUUACUUUUCAUUGGGAGUCAAAAGAAAAGAAAAUGAUGAUAAUGACAAAAUCUUUCCAUAUGAUUUUUCUAUCUCAUACCACUCACUUUUAUUUGGGAAGUAUAUCUCUGAUGGGUACAUAUGGUCAAAAUACAAUUUAUUCUGUUCUUCAGAAGUAGAAGAGCUGACACUUCAAACUCAUUUCGUUGCUACAGGAUAAUGUGUCACACUUACAUUAUAGGUCUCUCAAUGUUGAGAGCAACUGACUUUGCAAAGUCUAAUACAGAGUUUCACAUUGCACCAUAGAAAAUAAUCUAAAUUAUUGCACAUGGAAGAUCCUGAUUACUAGAUAUUAUUAGUCAUGGAUGUUCCCUUGAUUGCUAGAUGUUAUGAGUUGUGGAUGUUCCCUUGAGAAUUUUUUAAAAUCAAAAUAUAGUAUGAAGUUUUCUUCUUGUCCAAAGUUAUUAUACCUAGUUUCAUAGCAGUUUACUUCCUUGUCUUGCUUACAGUUUCAGAAACCGCAAGUGAGCUUUCAGUUUUCCAUAAAAAUAUAAACAGCGCCAUGGAAAUCCUUAGAAAUUGCAAUAUCCACCUUUUAGAAGUUUAUUUAAACUUCUCCCAAUAGUUUUAUUUUCUCACAGAUGCUGAUUAUUUGCAAAAUUCAUGAAUCUUUUACCUCCUUUUACUAUCCUAGAAGCUAUUUCCAGUAGAUCAAGAUAGCCCAAAGUAGGAAAACUGAGAGGCAAACUGGCCUGGCUUAAUUCACAAGCUAGAUAAUUGGCAACCCAAAGUUAUAAGUUAGAUGUGCUUUGCUUUGAAAGCUGGAUUCUGAGCCUGAGUUAGGCUGAAGUAGGUUCUUCCCUAAAUUACUGCUAGCUCCUUGAUUCUUUAUGACUUCCUAGCAUCCAUAUUGUAGUAGAUGCUUUUCCUUGCCACAUGCAACUCAAAGGAGACUUUCUUAUUGUUUUUGUGGAAAAAGAAUAAGGAUGUCAGGGCAAAGGUGUUACUGUGUAGCUCUUUGUCUUUAUGACUCCAUUUUGUGAAUUCUUAAAUAUGUCAUAGAUUUCUUAGGAUAAAUAAUGAAGAAAUUUGGAUAUUACAAAAUUAUAAGAAUGAUCAGCAAGUAGGUCUUUUCAUGGAAGUAUUUUUUAGUCAUAGUUCUUUUAAAUUCACGAUUUGUACAUGAAUGAGAAUUUCAAGUGUUUGGGAUGUGAUAUCAACCCAGUUUGUUGACCACUUACUUGGAUUCACUUAAAUCAAAAUGGUUACGUAAUUUGCUAAAGUGGGUGCUUUGGAAAUUCUUUCCUUAGUUGCACAAGAGUGAAAUUUUUAUUUAAAACAAAAAAGAAGAAUGUCCAACAUGUCUCCUCCACAAAACACACACACACACACACACACAAAUUUAAAAAAUCAAGAGUAAGUUUAAAUAUAUGAAACUACCCAACUAAUUGAUGAACAGAUUUCAUUUCUCUAGCUACUUAAGUCUGGCUUUUUUUGAGCACUAGAGUUCCAUUGCCCACAUUUGCCUAUUCAUACUGAUCUAGUCUGAUAUGAUGAAGUUGUGAAUGAAAGCUAUGUGCUGAUUAUGUAUAUAUACUACCUGCUAUGCUGUGGACUGUGGUUGCUGCAGUGCUGUUUCCCUAACGAGAAACGAAGAAGAGAAGAUGCAGUAAUAAACCAUGGAAGUCUCUAGAGGCCAUAGAAAUGUUUUAGAUGUAUAAAAUAUUCCUUAGUUUUUAUUAUAAAUUUUUUAUUCAUAGUUAAACAUAUCAGUAUAAGUGAUAGUACGUACGGGUCUGACUCUCUCUUCUAGGAGAGAAAAUAACUUUCUCUGAGAAAACUCCAGAAGCUAUUCCAUUUUACUAGGAGUUUUUAAUAGGGAAUUUGGUUUACUUAUGAUGAAAGCAUAUUUUCAUUCUGUUAUUUAAAAAAAAUCCCUUAUCGUUAUGGAAAUCUCAUUAUCAAUUAUGCUCAUUAUGGAAUGCUUUCCAGAAUUGUGUGAAAAGCAACCUUUUUGUUUUAAAUCAUCGUCUAUGAACAUAGCAUGAGAUUGCAGAUUAGUUUUCGCUUUAAUAAUCCAGCAUUGUAAUUCAGUACCAUUUGCUUUAUGUAAUCUGUUGAAGGAACUAUUGUGAUUCAUACUAUGAUUAUUUUUACUAGUAAAUUUUAUUUUACUAGCAUUUCUUUUACCUUGCAUGUAUAAAAAUGAAAUUAUAACAGGAUCAGAUAUGGAAACAACAAUGGUAACCUUUGCCAGAUGUAAAGAUCUAUACGAAUUUUUUCAUAUGUUUAAAUUAGGUCUAAAUCCACAAAACUUUUCUAAGUCCUUCUCCCUAAAACUAAAAGGAACCAAAUUGAAACAAGCAGAAAUCCCUGACCUUUUCAUCUAAUACUUACACACAGCUGUAUGACAGUGGCUUCUAGACAUCAAGAAAAGGAUUUCAUUCUCAACCUCUUUUUAAUUUAGGAAGAUAUAAUUAAGAAUUUUGUUAUUUAACUUGAAAUUUCACAUAUUUAGUAUAAAUUAAUCUAAAUUAGCAUGUCAAAGCCAUUCCGCUUAAAAAUUCUCCUUAAACAGACACAUUACUUGACCUUUUCUAAAGUACCAAAAAUUGGUAGUUGUAUAAACUCUGUUAUUUCUAGUUUCCUAUAAAGCACUGAUUCAUUUUUAAAUGUAUAUUCUUUAAAAAUAGUAGCAAAUACCUCGAAAAGAGUGACACGAAAUACCUUUCUUUUUUGUUCUGUAAUGCUAAUUUACAUUUUAAGUCUUAGUUUACUUGGUUCUAAGAGUUGAACAAUAAAAAGUGUAACUACAAUUAGUUGUGUUCUGUGACCUGAUGAUUUUUUAAAAUUUGCUUUUCUCUUUAAAUUGAGAAAUUAAAAUUUCAAGGACUGAAUUAGUUGUCUAAAUAUUUUGGGCUAAUGUUACUUAUGAAUAAAUUAAAAAUUUGGAAAUAUAUUCAUGAUUAAAAUUUUAUAUCUUACACUGCUUUUUCUUUCUUUUCAUGUCCCCCUUGUUUUAAAGUUCCCUUUGAAGUUUUGACCUUUGCAUGGACAAAGUCAAGAAAAGAGAAAUUCUUCCUUUUAAACCUUGGUUUUCCUUGCAUUUUAUAAUGGUGUAUUUUUGCCUCAGCAGUAAUACAACUUAGAUAAAAUGUGUUAUUGGAUCAGGUUCAGUUUGUCUGCUGAGAUUUUUAAGAACCAGGUUGAAGUCACUGUGCCUAAAAAGCAUUAAUUAUCUGUAUCCGUAUGAACCAAGUUCAUGGCUACAAAUAACAGUCUUGCACCCCAAAAUUGGUGUAUUAAAACUUACUGCACACUUUGAGAUUGCUGCCCAUUUUUGGUGUUUUUUUGCCUUUUCGUAAAUGGGUAUCUGGUACAUUAAAGGAAAACUGUUCAGGUAACACAUUCUGCAUUAACUGGGCUGUAUUAUCUAAGAAGAGCUCUGGAAAGCUUUUAUUUUAUUCCCACCUAUUAACUUGAAAACUAUUGGUAAAAUUCUCAUUCAAUAGACUAAUAUUUUCUAAAUUAGUAAGAAGACUUACCUUACAAAAGUAAUCAGAUAAUGCUGAUAUUUCUCUUUCAAAGGCUAACAACGACAGUUCGGGGUACUGAGCUGGUCGGUUCAUACAAUAACUACUAUACAUGUUACAACGUUGAAUAUUAAUAGAUUUGCUGAAGAUUAUGGGUUUGAAGAUUAGCUUGAAAGCAAUACAUUUGCUACCAUAAAUCAUGACUCAAAUUAUCCCCCUGUGCUUCACUCCCUGUGUAUGAAUGCAAAUGCUGUUACAGAAAAUAUGCUUGAAAUGUCGACACAAUGUGCGAUUAGUACUGCAUUGUCAUGCUUCGGCUUGUGGUAUCUGUAUGGUGAAUUUAUUUCAAUUACUCAGAUAUGACUAUAAUAAAAAAUGUUUAACAUAAGAAAGCUACAA
Messenger RNA from Equus quagga, 7706 nucleotides. RefSeq names its product tubulin tyrosine ligase like 7 (gene TTLL7). Bases 353 to 3076 code for a protein of 907 amino acids. Gene Ontology annotation, biological process: protein polyglutamylation; microtubule cytoskeleton organization. The record is from RefSeq and is a predicted model, not a curated record. The transcript has 22 exons. Gene Ontology annotation, molecular function: tubulin-glutamic acid ligase activity; tubulin binding. Gene Ontology annotation, cellular component: cilium. NCBI's taxonomy places the organism in Eukaryota, Metazoa, Chordata, Mammalia, Perissodactyla, Equidae.